UUUUGCAGCAAAAUGCAGCCAUCUAAAAGCAUGAUGGAUUAUAUGAUGGAGUUAAAUAGAUUGUUCCCAAAAACUGCUGAAAAUGAAAUGCAUACACCAACAACUACAUUCCAAUCGCAUUUCGGACAGCCCACACCAAACUACUCUUCAAGCUCAACUGACUCUUUCUCCCCUGAGUCAUUUCCGGAGCUCUCAUUCCGUCCUCCAGAGUACAGGUCAGAGACACCCUUCGCCAUUGCCAGAAGACCAAUAGUCGGCCGGAAGAUCUUAGGGAACCCGGAGCAGAAGCCUAUAGAAAGAUCGAGCUAUGAAGAGAGAUUUAGUCUUGAGCGGUCUCCGAUCAGGCAUUGGAGGGAGCAGAGUGAGCAAACUCCACCGAGAACUAUUGCUAUUGAGCAAAGGAACUGUACGAAGAGUUUCUACGAAUUGUUUCCUGGAGACAACAGAGGUUUCGAGUUCAAAACUCCAGUGAAAACUUCACCGGUGUAUUCAAAUGUAUCGCCAGCAUCACCUAUGUCUCAAAACUCUCCAUCAAACUUCAACAGGUUUACAUACCCGAGGUUGAAUUUUACGACAUCUCCAACACCAACUAACAUGAAUUUAGGGGCGACAUCACGAUUCCCAGAGGUGGCACAGAAAAUGUGUUCCUUCUGCCGUAAGAAUGGCGAGACACCGCUGGUCUACAUGACGCACUGUGUCAAAGAGAAGAGAGGCAACCGGAACAUCGUCACAUGUCCGAUAUUGAGGUCUCAUGUGUGCUCCACCUGUGGAGUGUCUGGGGACAACGCUCAUACCAUCACAUACUGCCCAGUGCUCCGCAGCACAAACAACGGCGUGCCUCUGAAGUCUACCACCAUCACCCUGAAGAACACCCGCGUCAAGAGCAACGGUAGGAGGCGCUACUAA
Messenger RNA from Cydia fagiglandana, 906 nucleotides. RefSeq lists its product as uncharacterized. The transcript has 4 exons. Gene Ontology annotation, molecular function: mRNA binding; zinc ion binding. Gene Ontology annotation, biological process: negative regulation of translation; oogenesis. The record is from RefSeq and is a predicted model, not a curated record. Gene Ontology annotation, cellular component: perinuclear region of cytoplasm. NCBI's taxonomy places the organism in Eukaryota, Metazoa, Arthropoda, Insecta, Lepidoptera, Tortricidae. Bases 13 to 906 code for a protein of 297 amino acids.